Molecule: messenger RNA, 1759 nt
Organism: Microplitis mediator
Lineage: Eukaryota; Metazoa; Arthropoda; Insecta; Hymenoptera; Braconidae
Product: clavesin-2
Exons: 5
Coding region: 179-1120 (313 amino acids)
Cellular component (GO): membrane
Molecular function (GO): phosphatidylinositol bisphosphate binding
Source: RefSeq, a predicted model, not a curated record
CAGGGACGAACUCAGUCGAGUAAAAGCUGUCUUGUAAUAAAAAGUUAUUAUUUAGUAGGCAAGUGAUCGUUGAGACUGCUUGUACCGAUCAACUAUCUAAGCAAUUUUAUAUACUACAUUUUAGUUUCUUGCAAAAUCGUGCAAUUAACAUUGCGUGGUUAUUUUAUACGAAUUAAAAAUGGGUAUGGGAAGCGAGUCUGAUUAUAAAUGUGGUCUUAGUGAGGAUGUGCAGACAGUCGCAUUUGAAGAACUACGUGAAAAUGAGAACAUUAGAGAACAAGCAUUGGAACAAUUAAAAGCUUGGAUAUUGAAACAUCCUACAAUAAAACGUUGCCGCACUGACCCUGUAUUUUUGUUACGUUUUUUGAGAACUAAAAAGUUUAGUGUUCCCAUGGCACAAGAAAUGUUGGAACGUUACUUAACUAUCAGACAAUUGUAUCCCGACUGGUUUCAAAAUUUGGAUAUAAAUGAUCCUGAUAUCGAAGCUAUUAUUGACAGCGGAUAUCUUGUUCCAUUGUUAGAAAAAGAUGAGCAUGGAAGACAAGUUAUUUUGUCUUGUGCCGGUCGUUUCGAUCCAUAUAAAUAUACGUCUGCACAAAUGGCCCGAGCCCAUAGUCUAGUUGUUGAGUCUCUACUAGAUGAUGAGGAGAAUCAAGUACGUGGUUACACUCAUGUGAAUGAUGAGUCUGGGCUGACCAUGGGCCACGUGAGCGCCUGGUCAUUAACGGACAUACGAAACAUGCUCAGAUGCAUACAAAACAGCACACCGAUGCGACAUAAGGAAACGCAUUUUAUAAAUAUACCUAAUUGUGCAACCAAAGUUCUGGAAUUCGCUCUGUCACUCUUGAGUGAUAAGUUGAGAGCGAGAAUUAUGGUUCACAAGAGUCUAGAUGAUUUAAAAGAAGCGGUAAAUCCUAAAAUAUUACCUAAAGAAUACGGUGGUAUUGUACCACUUGCUGAUAUGAUAGCUGCUUUCAAGGAUAAGUUGCGUAAAAAACGUACCGAGCUGAAGGCCCUUGAUGAUAUGUAUAUUGAGAUAUCGCCAAAAGACUCGUGUUCUUCUUCUUCGGAAGGUCUCUGUGGUAUUUCCGGUUCUUUUCGUAAACUCGAAGUUGAUUAAAAUAUUUAAUUAAUUCACUAAUAUAUUAAAAUUAUUAUUAUUAUUAUUAUUACUAUUCAUUUAUAGAACAAGUUAUAAAGUUCAUUGAUAAGUUUUUUAAUUAAAGGAUUGUUGUGUUUUCUUCUUUAAUUAUUAUUAUUUUUUAAUCUUUUAAUUUUGUAAUGAUCAUAUAUAUAAAUAUAUUUGUAAUUUAUAAUUAAUAACAUUUUGAACAAAAGUUACAAACUGUUGCGUUGGUGGUGUCAGUUACCAAAAUGACGAUAAUAAAUAAAUCAAAUCAUGAUGAUUUUUUUAUUUUUAAUUAUUAAAUAAAUAAUGUAAUUAAAUAUGUAAUCAACGUAAUUUUAUAAUUUUUUAAUAGUUUUAAUUUUUUAAAUUUAAAAUAUUUUUUUUCCCGCCAAGAAAAUUUCAAAUUUUCUAAAUAAUAGGAAAGUUAUUUUUUUAUUAUUAUUAUUUUUUUUUUUAAUAAAUAAUCUUCAUAUAUAUUUACAUAUAUAUAUUUUGUAAUAAUGUGAUAAUUAUAAAUAAUUAUAUGAUACAAUUUAUUAUUUUUUUUCUUAUAAAUUCUUAUCGACUAUCGCAGUAAAAAUAUUUUUGAUUGAUAAUUGUGUUGUAAUUUAAUUCUUUAUUUUAAAAAUA